Exserohilum turcica Et28A is the source of this 1569-nucleotide messenger RNA. RefSeq lists its product as uncharacterized. Gene Ontology annotation, biological process: ergosterol biosynthetic process. The transcript has 3 exons. The record is from RefSeq and is a predicted model, not a curated record. Lineage: Eukaryota; Fungi; Ascomycota; Dothideomycetes; Pleosporales; Pleosporaceae. Gene Ontology annotation, molecular function: monooxygenase activity; heme binding; oxidoreductase activity, acting on paired donors, with incorporation or reduction of molecular oxygen. Bases 1 to 1569 code for a protein of 522 amino acids.
AUGGGUGUCUUCGCAACUGUUGCUGGCCCGGUGGGCGACUUCACCUCCAACUCGUCCACGCCCCUUGUCGUUGCGGCCGGCUUCGCCGCCUUUGUCCUCCUGUCCGUCGUGCUCAAUGUGCUGAAGCAGCUGCUGUGGAAGAAUCCCAAUGAGCCACCAAUGGUCUUCCAUUGGCUGCCGGUUAUCGGCAGCACUGUUACCUAUGGCAUGGAUCCGUAUGCCUUCUUCUUUGCGAACCACAAGAAGUAUGGCAAUGUUUUUACCUUUAUCCUCCUCGGCCGCAAGAUGACGGUUUGCCUCGACACUACCGGCAACAACUUUAUUUUGAACGGAAAGCUCAAGGAUGUCAACGCCGAGGAGAUCUACUCGCCUCUCACAACGCCCGUGUUUGGCAAGGAUGUCGUCUAUGACUGUCCCAACUCGAAGCUCAUGGAGCAAAAGAAGUUUGUCAAGUUUGGCCUGACCCAAGAGGCAUUCCGCUCCUACGUUGACCUCAUCACGCGAGAAUGCGAAGACUUCUUCAAGGGCCACAAGGCGUUCAAGGGACAAAAGGGCACUUUCAACGUACCCAAGGUCAUGGCCGAACUCACCAUCUACACGGCCUCCCGAUCGCUUCAGGGCCAGGAAAUCCGCAAGUCGUUCGACUCCAAGUUCGCCGAGCUAUACCACGACCUCGACAUGGGCUUCUCUCCCAUCAAUUUCAUGCUCUCCUGGGCUCCGCUCCCCCACAACCGCGCCCGCGACCACGCUCGCGAGACGAUGAUCCAGCUGUACUCUGAGGUGGUCCGCAAGCGACGAUCAGGCAGUGUGAAGAAGGACUCACACGACAUGAUUUGGCAUCUGAUGGAGUGCAAAUACAAGGACGGCACACAAAUUCCCGAGCACGAGAUUGCAGGAAUCAUGAUUGCUCUGCUCAUGGCUGGUCAGCACUCGUCAUCGUCGACUGCCUCGUGGAUUCUGCUCCGCCUGGCCCAGUACCCUGCCCUUAUCGACGAGCUGUUCGCUGAGCAAAAGUCGGCCCUCGGCGAGGACUUGCCUACUCUAACCUACGAAGACCUCCCCAAGCUGCACCUUCACGCCCAAGUCAUCAAGGAGACUCUCCGCCUGCACGCUCCCAUCCACUCCAUCAUGCGCAAGGUCAAGCAGCCCCUUGUUGUUGAUGGGACAAACUACGUUGUUCCCACUUCGCACACGCUCAUGUCUUCUCCCGGCUUCUCUGCCCAACUCGAUACCUACUUUGCCAAUCCCGCUCUUUGGGACCCGCACCGAUGGGACGGAGACAACUACGACGAGGAGCGCGACGAUGGCGACGAUGAAAAAAUCGACUAUGGCUGGGGUGUGGUGUCCAAGGGAACAAACUCACCCUACCUUCCAUUUGGCGCUGGACGACACCGGUGCAUCGGCGAGCAGUUUGCCUACCUCCAACUUCAAACCAUCCUCGUUGCCUUUGUGCGCGAAUUCAAGAUUAGAAAUAUCGGUGGCAGCAAGGACAUUGUCGGCACCGACUACUCGAGUCUGUUCUCUCGUCCAUUGGCGCCUGCGGUUGUGGAGUUUGAGCGGAGGUCGUGA